This is a messenger RNA of Alternaria incomplexa, 1272 nucleotides long. RefSeq lists its product as uncharacterized. Bases 1 to 1272 code for a protein of 423 amino acids. Lineage: Eukaryota; Fungi; Ascomycota; Dothideomycetes; Pleosporales; Pleosporaceae. Gene Ontology annotation, molecular function: DNA-binding transcription activator activity, RNA polymerase II-specific. The record is from RefSeq and is a predicted model, not a curated record. The transcript has a single exon. Gene Ontology annotation, biological process: regulation of transcription by RNA polymerase II.
AUGCCACGCCGAACUGAGAUCUUUCUCGACGACAUACCACUAGACUUCUCUACAAGCUUAACCGUGUCGCCUUCUCAAGGGGAGUAUCAAGGAGGCUACUUCCCCGAGCUCACCAUACCGCCUUACCUCCGCUUGGACGAUGCCUGGAAAAACAUCCGAGAGCUACUUCCGCCAUCACUACAAGAAGUCCUAUGUCACUACGAGUUUACAACAUCUCUCUCACUCGCGAACGAUGACCCCGCAAAAGCAGCCUGGCAAACCUAUGUUCCUGAGAUGGCGCAGAACCACGACUUCCUGACGAAUUGCGUACUUUCCGUCGCCUCAUUACAUCUCGGUCGACUCUACGACCGCAAAGAGGACAAGAGGCGGAUGAACGCGUUAGCAGCGGCGCGUAUGAAUAAAGCUCUAGUGCGAUAUAGAACAGAGCUUCAAAACAUAACGCAAGAGAACGCAGCAGCACUCUUUGCGAGUUCGACAUUUACAGCUGUCUAUCUCUUCCGUACCUCCGCGAUAGACAUCGAGAACCUCAUAGCUUCGAUACCACCAGACACCACCAUUCCACCACCAGACAUAGCCGACAAAAUGCUAUCCUGCGCCCUCCGUACAAUCUGGGGCCUCCGCGGUCCCCUCACCGUCCUGCUCUCAGGCUGGAACUGGGUCGUAGGAAGUGAUCUCCAUCCCGUCACAGCCCGAGAAUGGUGGCCGCGAACCACCACGCCCGCGACCCCGCGAGCCCUUAACGAAGACGCCCGUCUCGCCGCCAUAGAAAACUUAUGGACGAACGACAGCGAAACAGACCUAGACCCACAACACCGCGAAUACCUCUCAGAAGCCCUCCUCUACCUCCGCCAAAGCUUCAAUCUCAUAAGCCAACUCACGCUACCUGAACGCUACCCACCCAUGACCGCAGUCCCCUACUCCAUCGACGACACAACCAUCUCCACGCUCAAAGACCGCGGCGCAAUCUUCGUCUGGGCGACGCGCAUACCCCGCGACUUCCUCACCUUGGUCGAAGCCAAAAACGCACAUGCGCUCGUUGUCCUAGCGCACUAUGCCGUGUUGCCUGGUAGAGUGCGGAAUGUGUGGUGGCUUGAGGGGCUGGGCGCGGAUAUCGUGACGGCGGUUGCGAUGGUACUGGGACGGGAGAAGUGGGGGUUGAUUGAGUGGCCUGCGAGGGUUGUGGGACUGGAGCUUGAGAGGGGGGUUGUGGGCGAGAGGAGGAGGGGGAGGGAGGAAGGGGGGUCGUGGGAGAUGUGUAUGGAUGUUAUAUAA